AUGACUGGAGGCCUUGCCGGCGUCGUCGAGGUACAAGUGCUGGCUCCGGUCUCGUUCUUCCUGACGUGCCUAUCGUCCCCGUCGCCGGAGAAGUUGCUGCGUGGUCGCACCGGAGGGUUUAUCAAGGAAGGUUCAGAAAACUCACUGAACAAGGUGAUGGAUGCUACCACUGUUGAUUCGAAGUGGACGUCUCCCAUCACUGAAGAUGGGUCCAUGGACAGACGAGGAAACCCAGCUGUCAAGACAACCACCGGAAGAUGGAGAUCUGCCGUCCUGUUGUUAGCUAACUAUGGACUCGCGACGUGCGCCUUCUUCGGCGUCGGUGUGAACCUGGUGGUGUUCCUGCGCCGGGUGCUCCACCAGGGCAACGCCGAGGCGGCCAACAACAUCAGCAAGUGGACAGGGACGGUCUACAUCUUCUCGCUCAUCGGCGCCUUCCUCAGUGACUCCUACUGGGGCCGAUACGUCACAUGCGCCAUCUUUCAGAUCAUCUACGUGACGGGCCUGGUGAUCCUGUCGCUUGCCUCAUGGUUCUUGUUGGUGAAGCCCUCCGGCUGCGGCGGCGUCAAGGCGCACUGCGACGAGCCGUCGGCGCCCGACGUCGCGCUGUUCUACCUGUCCACCUACAUGAUCGCGUUCGGCAACGGAGGGUACCAGCCUUCCAUCGCGACGUUCGGGUCGGACCAGUUCGACGAGACGGACCCCAAGGAGGCGCGCUCCAAGGUCGCCUUCUUCAGCUACUUCUACCUGGCGCUCAACGUCGGGUCCCUGUUCUCCAACACGGUGCUGGUGUACUACGAGGACUCAGGGCGGUGGGUCAUGGGGUUCUGGGUCUCGGCGGCCGCCGCCGCGCUGGCGCUCGUGCUCUUCUUGCUCGGCACGCCCAACUACCGGCACUUCAAGCCGAGCGGCAACCCGUUGACCCGCGUCGCGCAGGUGUUCGUCGCCGCGUUCCGCAAGUGGCACGCUGAGGUUCCCCGUGGCGAGCUCCUCCACGAGGUGGAAGGAGAGGACCCUAAGAUCUCGGGCAUCCGCAAGAUCCUUCACAGCGACGAGCUCAGGUUCCUCGACAAGGCGGCGACGAUCACCGAGGGGGAGAAGAUGGAGAGCCCGUGGCGGCUCUGCACGGUGACGCAGGUGGAGGAGGUGAAGUGCAUCCUGAAGAUGCUGCCCAUCUGGCUGAGCACGAUCGUGUAUUCGGUGGUGUUCACCCAGAUGGCGUCGCUGUUCGUGGAGCAGGGCGCCACCAUGAACACUAACAUCGGGUCGUUCCACUUCCCCGCCGCGAGCAUGUCGCUGUUCGACGUCCUCAGCGUGCUGGUGUUCAUCGCCAUCUACCGGCGGGUCCUGGUGCCCGUCAUGGCGCGGCUGUCGGGCAACCCGCAGGGCCUGACCGAGCUGCAGCGCAUGGGCGUCGGGCUCGUGAUCGGCAUGGCGGCGAUGGUGGUGGCGGGCGUGGUGGAGGUGGAGCGGCUGAAGCGCGUGGUAGCCCCGGACCGGCCGAGCUCCCUGAGCGUGCUGUGGCAGGUGCCGCAGUACGCGCUGAUCGGGGCGUCGGAGGUGUUCAUGUACGUGGGUCAGCUGGAGUUCUUCAACGGGCAGGCGCCCGACGGCGUCAAGAGCUUCGGCAGCGCGCUGUGCAUGGCGUCCAUCUCGCUGGGGAACUACGUGAGCAUCAUGCUGGUGAGCGUGGUCACGAGCCUCACCGCCGGGGAGAAGCGUCCGGGGUGGAUCCCUGGGAACCUCAACUCCGGCCACCUGGACAGGUUCUACUUCCUCCUCGCCGCGCUCUCGCUCGUCGACCUCGCCGUCUACAUCGCCUGUGCCAUGUGGUACAAGGGCAUCAUGCUUGACGGCGGCGACGGCGAUAGUAGGAGAAAGGACUCUGCGCAUGUCUAG
Molecule: messenger RNA, 1899 nt
Organism: Miscanthus lutarioriparius
Lineage: Eukaryota; Viridiplantae; Streptophyta; Magnoliopsida; Poales; Poaceae
Source: the annotation of a GenBank genome assembly